AUGGCCGAAGAAGAAGAUCUUGAAGCAACUCCGUCGUCGUCACCGGAAUAUAAACCUUUACCGUCAUCGAAUCAAGAUCGAAACGACGCCGUUCUGAUCUCACGACGUCGUUUCAUCAUCUCAAUAUUUCUCAUAUCUUUUGCCUCCAUCAUCAUCUACAUCUUCUGGCCGUCAGAUCCACGAAUCAAGAUCGUACGUGUCAAAAUCUCCCACGUCCACGUUCAUCGCCGUUUGGUUCCGACAAUAGACAUGACGUUGCUCGUUACGCUUCAGGUAACGAAUGCUGACGUGUACUCUUUCGAUUUCACGGCGCUUGACGUCGCGGUUGACUACAGAGGAAAGACGUUAGGUCACGUGAGUUCGGACGGUGGACACGUGACGGCUUUUGGUUCUUCUUUACUUGAAGCGGAGACGGAGCUUGACGGCGUUACGGUGUUUGCUGACGUCAUUCACCUGAUUCACGAUUUGGCUAAAGGCUCCGUUGAAUUUGACACCGUUACUGAGACUAACGGAAAACUUGGCGUUUUCUUCUUCCGUUUCCCUUUAAAGGCAAAAAUUGCAUGUGGGAUUAUGGUAGAUACAGUAAAUCAGACAAUUUCUCGUCAAAGUUGUAGACCUGUCUAA
Molecule: messenger RNA, 624 nt
Organism: Arabis nemorensis
Lineage: Eukaryota; Viridiplantae; Streptophyta; Magnoliopsida; Brassicales; Brassicaceae
Source: the annotation of a GenBank genome assembly